CCCUGGUUUUGAGUAACAGGUGUCCGGAGGCUGCACAGUAGCGUGGCGGCUCGGGCGGGCAGUCAGUGGCGACUCCAGUGAGUUCCUGGUUUAAGGGGGUCCUGGGGUGCCAGAAGCUGGGCUGAAUCCUCACCGGAAUGUUUUUCUCCACCCAGGCAGGGCCUAGCUGCUAACCCCUCUGGCUACGGGCCCCUUACGGAGCUCCCAGACUGGUCUUACGCGGAUGGCCGCCCUGCGCCUCCAAUGAAAGGCCAGCUUCGAAGAAAAGCCCAAAGGGAGAAGUUUGCAAGACGAGUUGUACUGCUGUCACAGGAAAUGGAUGCCGGGUUACAGGCAUGGCAGCUUAGGCAGCAGGAGAAGCUGCAGGAAGAAGAAAGGAAGCAGAAAAAUGCUCUGAAACCCAAAGGGGCUCUACUGAAGAGCCCACUACCAAGUCAAUAAGAAGCAAUUCCUGUCUCCCUCUCCCAGCCUCUCUCUGGCUUCCUUCUCUCCCACCAGCAUGCGUCAUCCCAGCCAGAGGAGAGCCUUCACAUCCCCAUCUGCCUUCCAAGCCCAAGAGCUUGGACACCAGGAGGAACAGCCUGUAGGAUCACUGCCUAGAAGAGUUGGCCAAGUGCCCUCAUCCCUGGCUCCCUUCCACUUCAGUGCAAUCGUGCGCUAGGACACUUGUCUCCUCCGCAGGCCAUCGGACUGGCCCUCUUGUGAACGGUAGCUGCUCUGUGAACAUGCAAAAGGGGCAGCAGUUAUCCUGUUGUUAGCUAGGCGCUCAAGCCUCUAACAGCCCCUACACAGCUCAGGCUGCAUGGCAGUUACUCAUUUAAUAAAUGUUUUGAUGAAAAAGGC
Hyaena hyaena (striped hyena) is the source of this 843-nucleotide messenger RNA. RefSeq names its product mitochondrial ribosomal protein L52 (gene MRPL52). The record is from RefSeq and is a predicted model, not a curated record. Gene Ontology annotation, molecular function: structural constituent of ribosome. Gene Ontology annotation, biological process: mitochondrial translation. The transcript has 4 exons. Lineage: Eukaryota; Metazoa; Chordata; Mammalia; Carnivora; Hyaenidae. Gene Ontology annotation, cellular component: mitochondrial large ribosomal subunit. The coding region runs from base 244 to 441 and encodes 65 amino acids.